Sphaeramia orbicularis (orbiculate cardinalfish) is the source of this 1985-nucleotide messenger RNA. Its product is annotated as E3 ubiquitin-protein ligase TRIM63-like. Gene Ontology annotation, biological process: regulation of microtubule cytoskeleton organization. Lineage: Eukaryota; Metazoa; Chordata; Actinopteri; Kurtiformes; Apogonidae. Gene Ontology annotation, cellular component: cytoplasm. Gene Ontology annotation, molecular function: zinc ion binding. The coding region runs from base 122 to 1480 and encodes 452 amino acids. The record is from RefSeq and is a predicted model, not a curated record. The transcript has 9 exons.
CACUGUUGGAUCUACUGCUACGUGGUCUUCACAAGGACCCAUCUGGACCCAUCCUCCCUGUCCGUCCCAUCUGGACCCGUCCUCCCAGUCCGCCCCGUCUGGACCCGUCCUCCUGUCAGUCAUGGACAGUCUGGAGAAGCAGCUGAUCUGUCCCAUCUGUCUGGAGCUGUUCUCCAAACCCGUGGUCAUCCUGCCCUGCCAACACAACCUGUGCAGGAAAUGUGCCAACGAUGUCUUCCAGGCAUCCAAUCCGUAUCUGUCGACAAGGAGCGGCUCCACUGUGACGUCUGGCGGUCGGUUCCGGUGUCCAUCCUGUCGCCAUGAGGUGGUUCUGGACCGGCACGGGGUCUACGGUCUGCAGAGGAACCUGCUGGUGGAGAACAUCAUCGACAUGUACAAACAAGGCUCCGCCAGCAGUAAACCGGGUCCAGAGCCCAAGGUGGACCAGCCCAUGUGUGACCACCACGAGGACGAGAAGAUCAACAUCUACUGCGUUAGCCACAGCGUCCCCACCUGUUCACUAUGCAAGGUGUUCGGAGUUCACAAAGACUGCGAGGUGGCGCCGCUCGACAACGUCUUCCAGAAACAGAAGACCGAGCUGACCGACUGCGUCUCCAUGCUGGUGGGGAACAACGAUCGGAUCCAGGCCAUCAUCAGUCAGCUGGACGAAACCUGCCGUGCCGUCGACGAGAACGGCCGCCGGCAGAAGUCCAAGGUGUGCGAGGCCUUUGACCACCUGUUUGCGCUGCUGGAGGAGAGGAAAGGCGACAUGACGCUGAGGAUCAACGCCGAGCAGGAGGAGAAGCUGCACUACAUCGGCAGCCUGAGGAGGAAGUACAGCGAGCACCUGGAGAAUGGCGCCAAGCUGCUGGAGACCGCCAUCCAGACUAUGGACCAGUCCGAGAUGGCCCUGUUCCUCCAGACGGCCAAACCUCUGCUGCAGAAGAUUGUUGAAGGAACCAACACGUCUCAUCUGGACAAGAUCCAACCCGGAUACGAGAACAUGGACCACUUCAGCACCAACUUCAACCCUCAGAGGAGAGCGCUGAACACAGUCGACUUCGUCAAACUUGAUGAAGACGACGAUGAUGAAGAUGAAGUGGAGGUCAGAGGAAUGGCAGCAGGAAGCCGAUCUGAGGCCCCACCCCCUCUAGGGACAGCUUUGGCCCCUCCCCCACCUCUGCUUCCCAUGGGUGCUCAGCUUGUGGCUCCGCCCUCUUCAUCUCAGAAACCAUUAGAGGCUCCACCCACACCAACAAAAAGCCCCACCCCCACUGCAGCCCCGCCCCUUCUGCCUCAGAGACUAUCAGAGCUUCUACCCACACCAACAAAAAGCCCCACCCCCACUGCAGCCCCACCCCCUUUGCCUGUACCUGCCGCUGGCCCCACCCCCACGGUUCAGUCCGAGCAGCAGAGCGAGUCUGACAACAGAGAUGGACCCAAACACGUGUUCUCCUUCAGCUGGCUCAACCAGAAGUGACCCGGACAGGACCGGGGGCCAGUCCGGGUCCCGGUUGGGGUCCCAGGAUUGGUCCAGGGCCAGGACCAGGACCUGGACCAAUCCAGGACUAGGUCUGGUAUUUUCCUCAGACUGUAGGACGUUCCUCUUCUUCUUGUUUUCCUCUCCCAAACAUGGACGUUGGUCUUCUGCUGAUGUUUGAAGUCUCUGUUUGUGUCGACAUGUUGGUGGGAGAUCAUGUUUGAUGAAAUGAGUCCCAUGGAAGGUUCAUGUCCAUCAGUCUGAACACCCAGGCAGAUGAACAACAGUUGAACAGCUUUUACAUUUUCAUAGUAAUGUCAAAUAGAAAAACGCUCCCGUCCCAGAAUUCUCUAGUCCGACUGAUGAAGAUCACAUAUGUGGGACGGCUCCGCCCACUCAUACCACCACAAAAGGACAUUUUUAUAGAAAUAUGGAUGUAAAAUCCAAUAAAAUCCAGUCCAAUCAGGAGUCGAACUCAUGUUCUUUCCACCUGGUUUUUGUUGUU